GGUGUGCUCAAUUCUUUUUCCUGUUUCUCCUUGGCCAGGUGGGAGAAGCUCUUCUCUCUCCGUUCCUUUUACUUUUUUCUCCUUUUUUGCCUUCUCAAAUUUUUGGCCAUUUUGGAUUGCAACAUCUUGGGGCUGCAAGGGAUCCUGCAAGUGGAAUAAUAGUAAUAAAGAAAAAGCCAGAAUAACAAUGGAAGACCAGAACUCGACAGGAUCCUUCCAAAAGAAGAGAUUGGAGGCAGGAGGGGAAGACCCCCAGGUUGCCCCCAUUGGGGCCUUGAGAGAGUUUCAGGCAGGGGCGACCCUGCGGCAAAUUAAGUCAGAGCCGGAGGAGCAGUGCUGGGAUGCCCAAUGGCAGCAGCUCCUGAAGACGAUGAAGAGCCCUCAGUCAGGCUGGAGAACUCCGCAGAUAUCCAAGUUCACGCCAGAGGAGGAUUUGAAGGACUCCCAGGCCUCGGGGAAGGCCGUAGUCGUGGGUAGCCAGUGGCCUACAAGGGAGUGUGUGGCCCGAUUCCUGCCAGGCCUCCCAGGAGAAGCCCAGGAGGCCCAUCAAACUCUGGACCUUUCCGUGAAAGUGAAGGAAGAGGUUCCGGAGAAGCAAGCUCUCAGCUUGGAGAUGCGCUGCCUACGCUUCCGGCAUUUUGGCUACCGGGAGGCCGAAAGGCCCCGGGAGGUCUUGAGGCAGCUCUGGGAGCUCUGCUGUCAGUGGCUGACACCCGAGAGGCACAGCAAGGAGCAGAUCCUGGAGCUGGUGACCCUGGAGCAGUUCCUGACCAUCCUGCCCCUGGAGAUGCAGUGCUGGGUCCGGGAACGCAACCCGGAGACUUGUGCCCAGGCUUUGGCCCUGGCGGACGAGUUCUUGCUGAGGCUGCAAGAGGCGGAGCAAGUGGGGGAAAAGCUCCCGGAGCCUUUUCAUAUAGUGACUGUUAAGUCCCCCAAAUCGGAGGAGGAUCCCUCAGAUGCUGUGGAGCUGCUUUUCCCUGCGGAGGUGGCCCGGGAGAAUGAGGAGCUUGCUAGGUUGCUGGGCAAUGCAGAAACAAAGGCAAAGGAGGGAAACCUUCCGUUGCAAAGAUCGAAGCAAGGAGAAUUCAACUCAAUACCUUUGGGGAAAGCCAGAGAGGACGACUUGCUUCAUCAUGACAAUCGAGGCUGGCUUUUGACUCAACAGGGACUAGAAACAUUCCAGCAGUCUGUGCCUUGUGAGGAAGUGGACACAAUCGUAUGUGACAGCCCUGUGAAACAGGGACCCGUUGAGGGCGAAAGAAGAAAUAUGUGCGUUGACUGUGAAAAUCUGUGCCAUAGCUUCAAUUUCCCCAAGAGUCAGAGGAUGCAAAUGGGAGAGGACCCCAACCACUGCAGUCUGUGUGGGAAAGCCUUGAGGAGCGGCCCCUCCCUCACUGCGCGCAAGGGGGCUUUCCCAGGAGAGAAACCGUACCGGUGCUCUGAGUGUGGGAAGAGCUUUGGCUGGAAAUCGUCACUCACUUCACACAAAAGGAUCCACUCGGGGGAGAAGCCAUACAGGUGCUCCGAGUGCGGGAAGAGCUUUGGAAUCAGCUCCCAGCUGGUGAGGCACAAGAGAAUCCACACAGAUCAUUUGGUUGCAAUGCCAUCGCACAAGAAGAGGAAGAUAGAUUUGGAGUGCCGCAUUUUCAAUAAGAAAUGGACGCAUGACUAUUUCUUUGUGGAGCUGAAAGGCAUGCCCGUGUGCCUCAUUUGUGGUGAGGCCCUUUCCAUCCUGAAGAAGGCCAACCUGCAGAGGCACUACAGGACGAAGCACAUCCAGUACGAGGAGUUCCAAGGGCAGCUGCGCGAGGAGAAGGUCAAGGCGCUGAAAACGGACCUGCACGCCCAGCAAGGCAUCGCCCCGGAACCAAGGAAGGAAAUGGACAGCGUGGAGCAAGCCAGCUUCGUGGUGAGCGAGCUGGUCUCCAAAAAGCUGCGCCCGCUCUCCAGAGGCGAGCUGGUGAAGGAGUGCAUUGUGGCCACCGCCGCUCUCUUGGCCCCGGAGAAGCUGAAGCUCUUUGAGAGCGUGAGCUUCUCUCGCAGGAAGGGGCCAGCUCACAGCAAGAACUCGGCUCGGGGAAUGGAGGGGUCUCUUGCAAAGGGGCCCCGGGGGCCCCGAUUACCAGAGGCGAACUUGGAAAGCCAGCUGCUAGCAGCCACGUUGUUGAUGCCGCCAGACAAAAGGAGGCUUGAAAAAGAAACACAGCCGCAAGUGUCACACUGAAAAGCCUGCUGAGUUGAAUGUUUAACAUUGUUAUAUAUAUAUAUUCUCUUCUUUAUUUUUUCUUAAGUUCAGCACCAUCAUUUUAUCGUUUGUAUGCCGCCCAUCUAAACUGCAUUGCCCUACUACUCUGGGUGGCUUCCAACAAAAUAUUAGAAACACACGAGCCCUCAAACAGUAAAAUCUUCUUCAGCUGUGAAGUUAUACAAGUUUUACAUUUUUUAUCUUGCAGAUUAUAGAAGAUGGUUCUGGAAUUGGUUGGCUCUGCUUAACACUCUGCCAAGCAAUAGGCAUCAGUCCCCACUGCUUCUGUUUGGACCCCACUCCCCACAAAAUCGAUUUUUCCAAUGGGUCACUGGCCUUUCACUUAACAAACAACGAAAGGUUCCCCACAACUAAGUGUUUAAAUGGAAGCUGGUGCCAAAGGUAGAGGCAAAUGGUUGCAGUGUAUUAACCUAUAUUGCUUGCUUAUAAUCCUUUUUUCUUCUGUGACGGACCUUCAAGCCACCGACCUGCUUGGUGAGGCAGGGAUUGGGUGAUCUUUCCUUUUUGAGGCGCAGUUUGUUCCUUUGUAUGGUCAAACAUGAAAAGUAAAAGUGAGCCAGCACGACAAAACGGUUACAGAAUAUUUACCUGGUGAAAGGCUGGCAACCUGUGGCCCCUCCAGAUGUUGUUAGAUUGCAACUCACGUCUUCCUUGGCUGUCGGCCAUCCUGGCUGGGACUCAUGGGAGCUGGAGUCCAAUGAUCUCUGAAGCGCCACAGGUUUCCCUGCGUCUAGGUCCACAAAUGCCGGGGACAAUUCAAAUCCCUCCUCAGUUGUGAAGCUCUCUGACUGAUUUAAAGCCAGUCACCAUCUUUAUGCGAAACCUACCUCGCAGGGUUGCUGCGUGCGUGAAAGCAAUAUAUCUUGCAGUGGCCUUGAUGAGGGAAGUAUGCAAGAGAAAUGUACUUCAUAGGUAAAAAGACAGGAAAUAGUUCUGAAUCUGAUUGAAAAGGAAGUAUUUGUCUCCAAAUAGCAUAUAGCUGGGGCCCAAGUGUUGUUGAACUCCAGUGGAAGUCUCAGCAUCUGGUUCCACAGCCCUCUUCACUCUCUCAUUGUAAACCUCCAGGUGACAGGAACCAGCCAAUGCCUUAUAGUUAAGAAACAGACUGCCAGGAGCUGAGAUUGCAAGUCGCCAAUCUGGGAAAUUUAGGCGAGCAUCAACAUUGGUUUCCAUGUUUAUGAAUGUUGAUUUGGAUCAAAUCGUCUGAGGUGUGGAAAUAUUAGGGGAAAUAUCUGCUUGGGAUAGUUUUGACAGCAAUUAGAGGAACUGGGAAUAUUUCUAGGUCCAUCAGCAAAUAGCUAGAGAGGAUUAAGGUUUGUGUUGCUGGGGUGUGGGAGGAAUUAGGCCUUGUUUCUUGUGUGACAGAUAAAGCGAUUCCAUAGUUCUUAAGGGUGAAAGUUUGCUGCCUGUCAAAAUGAUGGUUGAGCCUUUUUUUCCUUUCAAAAAACCAAACCAAACCAACCCAAACAUGGCAGCUGGUCUACUCAAGCAGGAAAAUAUAAGGUUCAUUUGUGAAGUUACCUGUUUCGCUCUGAGCUUUGUUUACAUCUGUCCUUUUUAGCAAACAAAUCCACGUAAUUGUUGGUGGCUGUUAUGUUCUUGUCAAAUAGAACUAAUUAAAAGUUUUUACUGUUAAAAAAA
Molecule: messenger RNA, 3907 nt
Organism: Zootoca vivipara (common lizard)
Lineage: Eukaryota; Metazoa; Chordata; Lepidosauria; Squamata; Lacertidae
Biological process (GO): regulation of transcription by RNA polymerase II; embryo development
Cellular component (GO): nucleus
Molecular function (GO): DNA-binding transcription factor activity, RNA polymerase II-specific; RNA polymerase II transcription regulatory region sequence-specific DNA binding
Source: RefSeq, a predicted model, not a curated record